Protopterus annectens (West African lungfish) is the source of this 4343-nucleotide messenger RNA. Its product is annotated as zinc finger protein 85-like. The transcript has 7 exons. The record is from RefSeq and is a predicted model, not a curated record. Gene Ontology annotation, cellular component: nucleus. Gene Ontology annotation, biological process: regulation of transcription by RNA polymerase II. Bases 325 to 2808 code for a protein of 827 amino acids. Lineage: Eukaryota; Metazoa; Chordata; Ceratodontiformes; Protopteridae. Gene Ontology annotation, molecular function: zinc ion binding; DNA-binding transcription factor activity, RNA polymerase II-specific; RNA polymerase II cis-regulatory region sequence-specific DNA binding.
UGCUCUGAAAAAUGAAACUAACAAAAAAAAAAAAAAAAAAAAGAAACAGUUGUAAUUGUCGAGGCCUGCAGGACUUUAGUUGUGGGCUAAAAGCAGGGUUUUUUUUUGUUCAGAUUGCAUGAAACCGCAGUGAUUCUGGAUCUUGGGUGUCAGUUUUGCAGGCCCUAUGGGAACAGGCUGAUGCAAAAUAACAAAAUCCUUCUGUCCUGAAUGCCGACAAAACUUCAUGCAAAAAAUACACAGUGGACUGAGCCCUACUCAAAAACCUAGACACUGAAGCUGGAGCACACAAGGCAGGAAACAGACUGCAAGGAGAAAGAAGAGAUGCAAAACCUGUAUACUAUAAAAGGGAUAACGGACCAGGGCUGUGGAGAGCACAGACGGAGACUGAAGUUGUUCUGCCAGGAUGAUGAGACAUUUAUCUGUGUCCUUUGUGUUUCCAGACAUUCCAACCACCGUCUUGUGUUCCUGCAUGAGGCAGUCAGUGUGUAUAAGGACAAGCUGAAAACAUUCUUAACACGUAUAGACUCUAAAGUGAAAAACCUGAAAUAUUUGUGGAACAAAGAAGAGAAGGAAAUCCCAGACAAAAAAGAAGACGGUUUUACGUUGGAACUGUACAUUAAACAAAAAUUUGAAAUACUAUUCAAGUUUCUCAAAGACAAGGAGCAAAAACUCAACCAACAACUUAAAAAUGAUGAAUCAAACAGUCUGAAAGAAACAGAAGAAAAUCAUGCAUUCAUUAAACAUGAUAUUAUUGUCUCCCAUGAGGGAAUGUUUGAUUCUAACCUGGAGCUCAAGAAUAAAACAAAAGAAAAUUGGGAAGAAAAAUGUGAGUGUAAUGAAAAGAAUGUCACCAUUCAGGAGACAUCCGACGCACACGUGGAAUUCAGAAAACAGAAAACUCUUGGUCAGCUAACAGAAGAUGCCUGUACUUUGGAACAUUACAUUAAGCAAGAAUUUGUAAAACUGCAUCAGUUUCUGCAAGACAAAGAGCAGAAACUCCUACAACAGCUUAAGGAUGACAAAGCAAGUUUUCUGAAAGAAAUGGGGGAAAGCAGUAUACCCUCCCUUGUGGCACUGGCUGAUAGUAAGUUGGAGCUGAAGAGUAAAGUGAUAGAAAAAGAGACUCUGAAGGAGAUGGAAAUGAAAUCUGAAUCCACAGAAAAUGCUAUUGUAGCCACUUGGAAGACAUUUCACAGUAACUUGGAGCUGAGACAACAAGGACCUGUUGGCUUGUUAACAAUACCAGACACUUUUGAGGAUGUUGCCGUCACUUUCUCAAAAGAUGAGUGGAAGUUGUUAAGAAAAGAAGAUAAGGAACUUCACAGGGAGGUGAUGGUACAGAACUUUGAAACUAUGACUUCAUUAGGAUACAAAAUCCUUCCAGAGACAUUAUUACUACUAUUAAAAGAUGAUGAUGACCUGCAAAAAGGUGACCUGGAGAGGAAGCAUACCACAGAACACAAGGAUAACAUUAAAGAUAACUUACAGAGUAUCAUAAGCACAGAGUGCAGUGCAAGUUGCAGUCAGCAACCAUCACUUGGGACACCUCGCUUACAUCACCAGAUGGAGAAUGUGCUACAUGUUCAGUCUGUGAAGGACUCCCAUGAGCUUCACCUUGCUCCUGUACCACAGCUCCAUUCAGGAAGUAACAGCAGUACUGAAAGUGGCAAUCGAGCACCCCAGUUGCAUCACCCAAGACAGAAGCUGCAACAGCAUGCUGAACCUGUGAAGGCUGACAGUAAGCUUAAUAUCAAUCCUGUACCACAGCUUCACUCUGAACACAACUUUUGCAAGAGCACUGAAAGCGGCAAAAGUCGGAGAGCUUACACAGGAGAGAAACCAUAUAAAUGUGCUGAAUGCAGUAAAUGUUUCAAACAAAAGAAGCAUCUAACAUACCAUCAGAAAACUCACAUUGAGACUAAACCAUAUAAGUGUACUGAAUGUGGUAAGUGCUUCACAUAUCACAGCAGUCUUCGACGGCAUCUUGUAAUUCACACCGGCGAAAAGCCGCAUAAGUGUACUGAAUGCCAUAAGUGUUUCACAUCUCUCAGUAAUCUUCGGCGUCACCAUGUAAUUCACACAGGCGAGAAACCAUAUAAAUGUAUUGAAUGUGGUAAAUGCUUCUCAUCUCCUCGUAACCUUCAACAGCAUCUUGCUGUCCAUGCAGGCGAAAAAGCAUAUAAAUGUACUGAAUGUAGUAAGUGCUUCACACAUCUCAGGAGCCUUCAGCAGCAUCGCGCUAUUCAUACAGAAGAGAAGCCAUAUAAAUGUCCUGAAUGCAGUAAAUGCUUUGCGUGUCCCAGCAAUCUUCGCCACCAUCGUGUAAUUCAUACAGGACAAAAACCAUAUGAAUGUGGUGAAUGUGGUAAAUGUUUCACACAAAAGUCAUACCUAAAAUACCACCAGAGCUCCCACACAGGAAAUAAACCAUAUAAAUGUACUGAAUGCAGUAAGUGUUUCUCAUUUCUCAGUAGUCUUAAAAAUCAUAGUGCUGUUCAUACGGGCGAGAAGCCAUAUAAAUGUGAUGAAUGUGGUAAGUGCUUUACGCAGAAGGGACACUUGAUGCACCAUCAGUACUCACACACAGGUAAUAAACCGUAUAAAUGUGUUAAAUGCAAUAAGAGCUUUGUAUUUUUCAGUAACCUUCGGCAGCAUCUUGCCAUUCAUACAGGAGAGAAACCGUAUAAAUGUGCUGAAUGCAGUAAAUGUUUUACACGCCUUGGUAAUCUUCGACAGCAUCAGACCCUUCACACUCGAGACAAACAGAUCAAAGUAUAUGUUGUACCAUUUCUAACAACAAAUUAAAAAUCUCAGCUCAAGAAAAAAAAAAUAGAUGUAUGCAGAUAAAUAUAUAACAAUACAAAAGAAGGUUAGUGUUGACACCCAAAACAUUUUAUGUGAAAAUGGCAAAAAAAAAACACUAGCAACACCACCUAAAAAGAAGAAAUUACUAAAUUACUGAAGAAUGUCAACAAACAGUCUAUUGAUAAAUAAAACAGGUAAAAAUAUAAGAAAUUGUAAGAGAGGAUUGGAAGUGAAAUUAAGUAAGUGUUGGCGAGACUGUUACAAAAUUAAGAAGCCCUCCUAAUUGGAAAUAUCAGGUCCAGGUACUUUAUGUACCAUCUGGAUAAAGGUACUAACAUUUUGGCUGCAUGCUUUAACAUUGAGAAAAAUUAUCUUUCUGCAUUUUCUGAAGUGACACUAGACUGGUAAAACAAUGGGAGAAACUUUAGUUCUUAAAAGUGAACCUGUAAGCAAUCCUAAGAAUUAUCAACUGAUAACUUAAGGUAUGUGCACAAACCAAUGCAGAUGGUACAGUUGUUUACAUAAAAUGUUAAUCGUGGCACAGGAGUAGAAAGGUAAUAAAAGGAAAUCAGAUGGGACCAAUGAUAAGUCCAACCUAAAUAGAGUUAUAAGAAAAAACACUGAAAAGGACUUGUAUCCACAUGGAAUCAAAGAUAGCUAAAUACAGUUAUAAGAAAGUCUGCUAAAAAGGUCUGGAACCCAGGUGUGGCAUGGAUUGUUUAGAGAAUAAAAAGAAUUUGGCAGAGUUCCACAUUACUGGCUUGUAGUAUAAUUAUAGAUGUGUAAGAUAAAACACGCAUUUAUAAAUUAAAUUACAGUUACUAUGAAAAAAGUGGUAAAACAUUUAAGAGUUGAGUAAUGGAUAAGGGUAAAGUAUUAUCACAAGUGUAAGAACCCAUUGAGGGAUAUACCAUGGUGAUAAUUCAUCAAAACUGCUGUUUUGCCUUGUUCUCAACCCAUUAAGUUACUCAUCAGAAUAGACUGUGAAUCAGCUUAACUUCUGGAAACUGAUCUUAGCAAAUGACAUCUUACUUACUUUUUGUGAAUAGCCUAAUCCUCUGUCAUCCUACACCAAUAGUAAAGUGGAAGCAAGAAAAACAGAAGUAGUCAAAGGAAAAAGAACAAAAAUAACAUUAAUCGUUGAAAUAGUUACACCUAGAAAUUAUAGUUUCCUACAUAAUGGCAUUUACAAAGUCACAGAAUAUCAGGAUAUGCAAGCAGAAACUAGUACAAUGUGGAAUAAAGACACAGUACAUUGGUAGUAGGAGCAACGUGGCUAAAUAUGGCUAAUGGUAUUUUCAGGCUUAUAUAAAUAUGCUGUUAAUACUUACAAGUAUGAAGGAUCUGCAAAAGGAGGCAAUUUUGGGUGCUUGGCAAACAUAAAAGACUGAAACAAUACAAUUUUUCAUGAACUUUAAUCAUAGCCUAAUUCAGAAAUGGGGUCCAUUCCUGUCAUAUUAGAAACCGUAAACAUUUGGAGAAAUUAAAACGUGAGAGAGAAAAUGCUUCAUGUUUAUUAAAUGGUAUAUACAAAA